This is a messenger RNA of Trichoderma virens Gv29-8, 1402 nucleotides long. RefSeq lists its product as uncharacterized. The record is from RefSeq and is a predicted model, not a curated record. NCBI's taxonomy places the organism in Eukaryota, Fungi, Ascomycota, Sordariomycetes, Hypocreales, Hypocreaceae. Gene Ontology annotation, biological process: endoplasmic reticulum to Golgi vesicle-mediated transport; retrograde vesicle-mediated transport, Golgi to endoplasmic reticulum. Gene Ontology annotation, cellular component: COPII-coated ER to Golgi transport vesicle; Golgi membrane; endoplasmic reticulum membrane. Bases 1 to 1263 code for a protein of 420 amino acids. The transcript is spliced from 3 exons.
AUGGCUCCUAAGUCGCGAUUCACAAGGCUCGAUGCCUUUACAAAGACGGUGGACGAGGCGCGCAUCCGGACGACAAGCGGAGGAAUCGUCACAAUUGUGUCGCUGCUGGUCGUCUUCUUUCUCUCGUGGGGAGAAUGGACCGAUUAUCGGCGCAUCGUGGUGCACCCGGAGCUUGUCGUGGAUAAGGGCAGAGGCGAACGAAUGGAUAUCCAUCUCAACAUGACCUUCCCCAAUAUGCCAUGCGAACUGCUGACGCUGGACGUCAUGGAUGUUUCUGGCGAGCAGCAGCACGGCGUCGCCCACGGAAUCUCCAAGAUUCGUCUGCGGCCCGCGGCGCAGGGCGGCGGCGAGAUUGAGAGCAACACGCUUACCCAGCUGCAUGAAAAGGCCGAGCACUUGGCUCCUGACUACUGCGGUGGAUGCUACGGAGCAACUGCUCCCGCUAACGCCGAAAAGCCUGGCUGCUGUAACACCUGUGACGAAGUUCGAGAAGCUUAUGCGCAGAUGUCAUGGGCCUUUGGAAGGGGAGAGGGCGUGGAGCAGUGUGAGAGAGAGCACUACGCUGAGCGGCUGGACCAGCAAAGAGAAGAGGGCUGCCGAAUUGAGGGUUUGCUGCAGGUCAACAAGGUUGUUGGAAACUUCCACCUUGCUCCUGGCCGAAGCUUUAGCAAUGGCAACAUGCAUGUCCAUGAUCUUAAAACCUACUGGGACUUCCCCGAGGGCAAGCCGCACGACUUCACCCACAUCAUCCACUCUCUCCGAUUUGGACCCCAGCUUCCCGACACUGUCAUUGAACGGAUGGGUGGUAAGAAUACUUGGACCAACCAUCACCUCAACCCUCUAGAUGCAACCCAUCAGGAGACAAAGGAUCCCAACUUUAACUACAUGUACUUUGUCAAGAUUGUUCCCACGUCCUAUCUUCCCCUGGGCUGGGAAAAGCGGACGCCUGGCUACGACGGCAGCAUCGAGACACACCAGUAUUCUGUCACUAGCCACAAGCGAAGUCUUAUGGGCGGCGACGACUCGCAGGAAGGCCACCCGGAAAGACUACACGCAAGGAAUGGUAUUCCUGGUGUCUUUUUCUCAUACGAUAUUUCUCCCAUGAAGGUUAUCAACCGUGAGGAGCGGGCUAAGACAUUCCUUGGCUUUCUGUCUGGUCUCUGCGCGAUUGUCGGUGGCACCUUGACCGUUGCCGCCGCUGUUGAUCGCGGAUUGUUCGAAGGAGCUUCCAGGCUCAAGAAGCUCCGAUCUAAGGAUAUGUAAAAGUAAGUAGGAGUAUGGUCAAAUAAAAAAACGUCCCUCUGUAGAAUGCUUUGCAUGGACUCUUGAGGCGUAUGGACCAGGGCGUUUUGGCUGGCAUAUAUAUGUAUUUUUCCCCCGUCUCUUUUUUUCUGAAAAGGAC